AUGACCACCCCUCCUACCACCACCACCACACAAACCUCGACAGAAAAGGAUGCAAAAGAACAACCAUGGCACGCAUUCUUCCCCGCCCCGCGAACCACGCACCCCAAAGUCGUCAAGAGAGAAGACGUGCUCGCCAUGCUCAAGUCUGGGACCACUGAUCGACCAGGAAGGGAUUUCUUGUUAGUCGACGUACGAAGAAAUGACCAUGAAGGCGGCACUAUCCGCUCUUCUCUCAAUCUGCCAGCUCAAUCACUCUACCACGGCAUACCGACGCUGUAUGCACUUGCCACGGCGGCGUCGGUACCGCUGGUGGUAUUCUACUGUGGGUCGUGCAACGGUAGAGGACCGCGUGCAGCAGGGUGGUUUGCCGAUUACAUCGACGACCAGGCGCGGACCCGGACGCAGGACAGCACCGACGGCGAAACGGCCCCGCAGGUGCAGCAGGUGCAGAUGCAGAGUGCCAUCCUCGAAGGCGGGAUCAAAGGUUGGGUGGCUGGCGGUGAGGAAUAUGUAAAACUUGUUGAUGGCUUUGAGCGGGAGGUGUGGGAGAAGACAAAGACGACGAAAUGA
Messenger RNA from Exophiala spinifera, 570 nucleotides. RefSeq lists its product as uncharacterized. The transcript is spliced from 2 exons. The coding region runs from base 1 to 570 and encodes 189 amino acids. The record is from RefSeq and is a predicted model, not a curated record. Gene Ontology annotation, cellular component: cytoplasm; nucleus. Gene Ontology annotation, molecular function: protein tyrosine phosphatase activity. Lineage: Eukaryota; Fungi; Ascomycota; Eurotiomycetes; Chaetothyriales; Herpotrichiellaceae.